AGUAUUACCAUCAGAACUGGAUAAAAACGAAAGGUUCCCGAGGAACGAUCCAGCCUAAUAAUGGUGGGUCUAACGGCGGACGAUAUGGUUUUGCGGACCGCACAGCAUCAGCAGCCAUCGCCCAUCCGCCAACCGGUGCAGUCGUUAUCCGGCCCGGUCUUCAUCCCUCCGAAAAAGCGGCAAGCGGGAAAGAAAGCCAAUCACAGCAACCAUAUCGACCACAUCGUAAAUGUACAGGGAACCCGUAAGGAAUGGGAUCUUACACCGGAACGAGAAGACUGCCGCAAGACGAAGCGCUGGAAUAGCGAGGAGAUAAUAGAGAUUAAGGCGAGUGCUAAGGCCGUUGCACCGAAUCACACCAACGGCACGAACGAGGAUGAGGACGACCUGAACGAACUGCAACAGUUUCACCCACUGAAGGACAGUUCGACCGUUACACCGAGCAGCAUCUCGGAAAGCAGCCUCGAUCGGAAGUCGAGCAAAUCUGCGGAGCUACUAACGGGCGGAAGUGGCAAACGGUCCAAGAAGCGUGUUAACAUCCGCACCGAUCUCGAUGAGAUUGACCAUCGCAGGUCGCCUUCUGCGAUCUGCAACUACGAAGAUCUCGAAUCCGGUGAGACGAGUGUUUUAAAUGCAGAACUCGAUGAUCAGCAAAGCCUGGAUCGCUACAACACGAACCGAUCGUAUGGGUCCUCGGCCGAUAACUAUCUCACAAUGACCGGUACUAUCAAGCGUGGUCGCAAAAAGGGCCAAUCGAUCGAUGUGCAACUGAACAUUUCACGCGAAGAGCUCGAACACAUCAGCAAGCAAGCGCUAGCGGCACACGAUGAGACUUACCGCGCCAAGCAAGGUUGCUGCACACUGAGGACCGGCGUUCACAUACUGCUCCUGUCCCUUCUGUGUCUUCCGUUCGUAACGCUUACGGCAGGAAUCUAUUCGUUCUACGUGGGGACGGUCACGUGGUACAACAUGUUCACGUACUUCAACGAGGAACGGUCGUACUUUCACAAGCUGCUCAUGUCUCCGCUGCUAAUCCUGGCCUAUCCGCUCGGUAUUGUCCUGUGCACAAUUGGGCUCGGUCUGUACGCAGGCUUCCGGCAGCUCAGCUUCCACUUCCGCUCGUGGUUGAAUGAGGUGUCCGAUAUCGAGAAGGGCUUCUAUGGAUGGUUGUGUUCCUUUCUACACCUCUCCGAUUGCAGCCCGUACGAGGUAGUCAUACUGACUGAGAUCUGUCCGACGAAUGCUGGUGCUGGUGGAGCUAACGAAGGCACCGGGCCAACAGCACAUCCGACGGUCGAUGGACGAUUACACGGUGAUUCCACGCAAAUCAACUCCUCCACCGAGGAACUGUCGGUUUAAGAAUGCUCUCGAUGCUGGCAGAAAAGAGACCAUGGGCCACUAUAUUCCAUAUCUUUCUAGUCACUCUAGUGUCGUAGCCAGCCAGAUAGACUUUCCCUCACCCUUACCGAACUCACUCAGUAGUAGCAAGGUGCGAGGGACCAAUCUUUACCCAACGCGAAGCCGACGCAAUGUCUAUGGACUUUUGCUUAUGCCGAGUGCUCCCGCUUUGCUCCAGUGUUCGCAAAGACUCUGGCGGCUGCGAUAUUCUAUCAAGCAACGUUUCCAGUUGAAUCUACUUAUACAUUUAUCAAACAAUCAGACUAACACUAGGAUGAUGCAUGCGCAUGUAACCAAUGAGACUCGAACGGAAGAUGAAGGGGAUGAUGGUCAGCAUAAAUCAUAAACGAGACUUUAUAUACUCCGA
This is a messenger RNA of Anopheles aquasalis, 1765 nucleotides long. RefSeq names its product transmembrane protein 169. The record is from RefSeq and is a predicted model, not a curated record. NCBI's taxonomy places the organism in Eukaryota, Metazoa, Arthropoda, Insecta, Diptera, Culicidae.